AUGAGCACACUACACGUGAGGACGUCAACCUGGCUAGCUGUCGUCCUGCAGCGAGUGGAAGCGGUUGUCGAGCGCUGCUCGCGAGGUGAGGUCAUGAGCACACUACACGUGAGGACGUUAACCUGGCUAGCUGUCGUCCAGCAGCGAGUGGAAGCGGUUGUCGAGCGCGAGCGGCUGGCGCGCGCUGCUCGCGAGCGAGUGGAAGCGGUUGGCGAGCGCGAGCAGCUAGCGCGCUGCUCGCGAGGUGAGGUCAUGAGCACACUACACGUGAGGACGUUAACCUGGCUAGCUGUCGUCCAGCAGCGAGUGGAAGCGGUUGUCGAGCGCGAGCGGCUGGCGCGCGCUGCUCGCGAGGAGACAUCAUGA
Molecule: messenger RNA, 366 nt
Organism: Parnassius apollo (apollo)
Lineage: Eukaryota; Metazoa; Arthropoda; Insecta; Lepidoptera; Papilionidae
Source: the annotation of a GenBank genome assembly